AUGAGCGUCAGCCUCGUCUCGGCUCUCUUGUGCUGCUCGGCGGCGACGGUGCUCCUGCUGAGAUGGCGGCGGCGGCGGAAAGUCCAGAGGAAGGUGGAAGAGGCGAGAGAAAGGCGAGAGCGCGCGCUGGAGCGAAUGCUAAAAGCUGCCCGAAAGUUCAAAGAGCAGGUAGGUGGCGUCGAGGUGGAAGCGGCUACUCGCUGAGCGCACCUGAUUCCUGCCUGGAGGGCGGGGGGGACGGGGACGGGACAGCUGGAGGCACCGAGCAAGGGUCGUCGGAAAACCCCCGAAGCGGAAAGAACCGGCUGGCUUUGUCUCCCUGGAGGGUCACGGGGCAGAGGCAGCUGCAGCCCUAACGUCGAAGGUUCCUCCUGUAACUUUAAGGCUGUGGUGAGAAGCCUCUGUCCUCAAUGUGCGUGUGAAUGCACACACCAAGCCUCCUUCUUCCCAGCCGCUCCCCCUAUUGGCCCUAUUUCAGCAUCUCAUUGAGUGUGUGAGUGUGCGUAUCCUCCUCCUCCCGUUGCAAGGUGUCCUUGGACUCUGAUAUUCAAUUACUUUUCCUGGAUGGAAGAUGGAGAAGGGGUGUAUCUGUGUGUUGCGCGCUGAAACUAGCCUGCUGUAUGAAAGCAAUUUUUACAUGCAUUGCUCUGCUCACUUUAACUUCUGAAUCUGUGCGCCACUGGUACGUGGCCCCCAGAAGGGGAUGGCGGCCCCCAGAUUGAUUCUGCUUGCCCGUGCUUUAAGGGUUCCUAAAAGGCAGCUGUGCCUUUUCACAGGGCUGUGGCAGAGAGAGAAGCUGCAUGGACUCUGUUCUGUGCAACAGUUGCAUUUGUGGGCAGAAGUACGUCCCACUAGAUUGACCUUGACUCAUUACCAUGUACUUUGUGGCAACUUCCAGACACAAGCAUAUUAAGUGUGAACUUUAGUCUACAAAAGCUUAUGCCUGCAGAAAUCUAUUUGCCUUUGCUGCCAUGGCUUUUUGUGGUGGGAGUGGGUGGCGCUGUGAUCUAAACCACUGAGCCUCUUUGGCUGGCGGUUCAAAUCCGCACAAUGGGGUGAGCUCCUGUUGCUCUGUCCCAGCUCCUGCCAACCUAGCAGUUUGAAAGCAUGCCAGUGCAAGUAGAUAAAUAGGUCCCGCAGUGGCAGGAAGGUAAACGACGUUUCUGUGCGCUCUGGCACUCGUCACAGUGUCCCAUUGCACCAGAAGCGGUUUAGUCACGCUGGCCUCAUGACCCGGAAAGCUGUCUGUGGACAAACGCCGGCUCCCUCGGCUGAAGCGAGAUGAGCGCUGCACCCCAUAGUAACCUUUGACUGGACUUUACGGUCCAGGGGUCCUUUACCAUGGUUUGUGGUAUUAAGAACAGCCAAGCACUGAAAUGUGGUAGAAUGAUGGUGAAGAAAGUUUUGCUUGCUAAACUUAUGUGAGUUGGGCUGGGCUGGUGACUGAGGUGUCACAAUCCAAUCAAAGGCUUGGAUUUAUUUACCGUAAUUAACAGUUCAAAAUAGAUUGAGAGAAAGUGACUUGCUCAGUGAGCUUCCUGAGUGAAUUGAGAUUUGAAAUUUAGUCUCCAUGGUCCUACUCUAACCAUUACACAACGCUGAUAAUGAUGAUUUUUAAAGUAUGUUGUAGAUUUCAAGCUCAAGAAAGCUUAGGUCGAAGAACUGGAAAGUUCCCAGUGUACUUUCAGCGGUACAGCACAAUCACAUCUUACGUGUGUUAAACAUAUGGUUGCAAAUUCAACCAUAAGUGCUCAGCUGUCGGGCGGGGAGAGUGGGGAAGAAGUGUGGGCCACCCCACCCACUGUUCCACUCAACAAGUGGCCUUGGAUUGUGAUUCCCUCGCUAAGAGUGGUUAGGACAGUCCAAGACCCUGAAAUGCAAGUCACGUACCUGUCCCAGAGCGCAAUGGAAGAAACAAUGUGGCCACGACAAGUCCAGUCUCCAUGUAAUCAAGUUUUGAGAGAGAGAGGAAUUCAUCAGGCCAUGUCAUCAAGUGCUCCACUGACUGGCUGUUAAUCUUAAUGUGAUGGAGUGUUGGAAGCCCUGGCAGACGAAGGUGGGGAUGGGGGGAGCGGGUCACCUCGGGUGCCAUCGCGGCUGCCCCUGCCCCCUGGGAUGCUCGGUGCUCGCCACACAUGCCCUGGGACGCCUGUGGUCGCCGUUCACGCCCUGUGACCCCCACCCCCCGAUUCAUGCCAUGCCCCCACGGGUGGUGAGCCACGCCCCCUGGGACGUGCACCACGCCCCCUGGGAUGCACACCAGCCACGCCCCCGGAUGUAUGCCAUUCCUAGGUGCCGGAGCAGGUAGCUCCACCACUGGUUGGAAGGCCUUUAACACUGCCAGUUGUACCACUUCUAUUAUCCAAGCAAUGGAUGCAGUCAAGCCUGAAUCAGUCUUGCAAAGGAGGCUGCUCCCAUGUUACCAGCCAAUGAGUAAUUGCGUCUGAGAGUUGCUGAAAGCAGGUUUUUGGAUCAGUAUCUUCAGAUCAAGUCAAGUACUCUUUCCAAAGGAUUGCGUUAGGUUGUGCAACAAAAGUAGUUUUAGCAGGGUCCCUCCUCUUGCUGUGUUGAAACACAAGCACUUGCUUUUAUGUUGUGGAAUUAUAGAAGCAGUUGGUGUGAGUCAGCAAUGUAGUAUGACUGCCAAAUAUAUAUAUAUAAAAUGGACUCGAUCAGUGUUUAGGGGUACUCUCAUUUUCCUACUCAUAUUGAAGUACUGCCCCUCAAUGGGGCCAAACUUAGAUUCACAAAAUGUUUAGGGGUAUGCGUACCUCCCAAAAACAACAACACUGGACUUGAUAGUUUUUAAAUUUUUUAUUAUUAUUACUAUUUCUCCUUCAGAAUCCAGGUCACAAACCGGAACCCAUCUUGUCUUUGGCUCUUCCUGAACUCUGUGGGAAACUGAGGGAUGGAUCACUCUCACCUGAGAAUGUCCUUUAUUCCUACAUGGACCAGGUGAGGUGUGGCUGACAUUCCACCAAAAGCAAUGGGAAAUGAGUGUGGGGAAGGGAAUGUGAUGGACAGAGUGAAGUUUUGGCUGGUAAACUGUGCCCUUUGUUCAAGAGAAUCCAGGGUGAAAGGGAACUGACCCCGUCUAUUGACAGCUGCUAGGAGCUUGUGUUCCUGCUCCCUGCCUGAAAAAUCACUCUGCUCCAAUUUUCUGGAUUUGUUUAUUUGCCCCAGUUUCUUUCCCUGCCCACUUCUUGUAUCUUGGCUAUGAGACCCUGCCUGCAAACUCACUGUAUAAUGUAUAUUAUAAUACCUGUACAGUGCUUAGAAAAUUUUAGGCGCUUUGUAAAUGUUGAAUACUUGAAGGUUUUUGUGUUGGACAUCUAUGUUGUUGUUGUUCAUAUAGCGCCAAUAUUGUUCAAAAUGUUUUGCACAUAAUUUGUUCCCUGUGUGCCACUGGGGACUUAGUACUACAGCGGGAACUGAAGUGGUUUUGUCACUCAAGCAAAUAAAUGCUACAUAGCAGACUGUAAAUCCUUUGUCUGAACAUCGGUCUGCUGCUCAGGGUGCCAACAUGGAUUUCCCUUGCAUUCCAACCCUGAACCGAUUGGUUUGAUAAGUAACUUUCAUUGGAAAGAGUCCAGAGGAGGAGGACAAGGAUAGUGAGGGGCCUGUUGAUCCAAUCCUAUGAGGAAAAGUUGAAACAGUUUGCUAUGUUUAGCCGGGAGAAUAUAUGGUUAAGAGGCAAUAUGACAGCGGUCUUAAAAUAUUUUUAUUUAUUAAUUAAAUUUGGGUACUGCCCUUCAUCCAAAGAUAGCAGGGCGGUUCACAACAUCAAAAUACAAAAUGAGAGCAUAAAAUACAUAAUAAAACAAAACAAUAACCCCUCUCCCUCACACAAACACAUUAUUUCAUUUUAUUAAACUUGAUAAGUUGCAUAGAUGGUGGAGAAAUAAUAAUAAUAAUAAUAAUAAUAAUAAUAAUAAUAAUAAUAAUAAUAAUUUCUACCCCACCCAUCUGGCUGGAUUUCCCCAGCCACUCUGGGCUGGAGAAACUUUAUUUCUAUUGUUCCAGUGGGUAGAACCCAAACUCCCAAGUACAUAAAAGGGGAUUUUGACUUAACUAUUGGGAAAUAUGUCCCGAUUAUAUGAGGUACUAAGCUGUAGAACAGACAGCUUAGAAGGUGGGUUGAACUGAUUGCCUUUUCCUGCUUUUCACAGGCCUUGAAAGUGACUAGAGAUGUCAACUGUGUGACCGAUUAUCUGGAAGAUUGUGAGUCUCAGCUUCUGCACAUGAAAAGUCAGGGGAAGAAGGGUUUGCUCUAUGGCGUUCCCAUCAGCAUCAAGGACUCCAUUGACUGCAAGGUACCACCAAUCUUGGCCAUGGGCAACAAUGCCCUGUGCUCAUGUGUCAAACCAGUAAAUUUGUAGAGAAACCAUGUCUUAGAAAAAUUGCUGAGCCAAACUUCUUAUUUAGCAGAAUCUGAGGGGCAGGGUAGGAUUGGCAUUGUAGCAUGACAUCUUUACUUUUUGAAGAAAUGAGACUUGGAUCUAAGGUUGCCAUAUUUCAGAAAGUGAAAAUCAGGGCACAAAAGUUGUUUUUGGGCAAAGUUGUUGACCCUUUAAAGCUAUUUUUAAGGAAAAGCGGCACACAUAAUGGGUCACCAUACAACUGAAUUUUCCUGGACAUUUCUGCUGAUUCCUGCCCGGACACUGCUUCUGACUGCAGUAUUUUGGGUAUGUCCAGGAAAUUCUGGAUGUAUGACAACCCUACUUGGAUCCCAUUCCUUGGGGUCUGAUUCAUUCAGAAUGAUGUGCUGUUCCUAAUUCGGGGGCAGUUUUUCAGUGUGACAUGGCAGUUGCAUAGUGGAGCUUCCAUAAUCUGAUGUGAUGAUCAGUCUUCUAAUUGCUUUCGUAUGUGCUUUCGUAUCCAGCCCCAUCACAUGCCGAAGAUCCUCUUUCAAGUUGCAUUGUAGUAGGAGAUAUGUGUUUGGUUGCGAAUGCCCUCCUGCACGUAGUGGAGCAUUAUCUUUUGCUGGGUCAAUUCCUUUACAAAACCAAUUGCUGUGCUAGAAUCCUGUGGAGGGGAAACCCUACUGAACCGUGGCAGUGGGACUGACCCGUUAGCCUUCUAGUGUACAUGUUGACAUGAACGUAGCCAUGUUGGAUACAACUGAUACUCGCUUCAAAUUUCUCCAUGGAUAUAACUCUCCAUCAUCAGGAAUAUUACUAGCCAAUUCAUAUGUGAAAGAGCAUUGUGACUUAUACUGCAGGCAGCAUUACUGUUUGAUAUCUGAAGGAUCUGGGGUAGGAACCAGAUAUCUUAACUCUGUUCUCUUCCCCACCCCACCCCCAGGGCCAUGACUCCACACUGGGCCUGGUGAAGCAUCUCAGCCUUCCUGCAGCAACAGAUGCGGUUGUCAUUCAGGUGUUGAAACAUCAAGGAGCAAUUCCAUUUGUAAAAACCAAUGUUCCUCAGUCUUUAUUGAGGUAAAUCAUAUAAUCCCCCCUUUGCUAUAUUUCUGUGUGGGCAUUUACACAAAUAACAAAUACUAUGAGGAAAGGAGUUGAAUAUGGUUCACCUGUAGAAGAGAUAAUUCAGGGGCAAGAUGACAGUCAAAUGUUUGAAGUCGCAUACUGUAAAUGGUAGAGCAAAAUUUUUCUUCUCUGUUGAUCCAGAGCUAACAGGUUCAAAUUAAAUGAAAGAGGAUUUUGGCUGAACAUUGGGAAGGACUUCCUGAUGGUAUGAGCUAUUCAUCUGUGGAACAGAUGGCCUCAGAAAGGGGGUGGGCUUGCCUUCCUUAGGUGGUCACCUAGACUGCUUAAAAAACCAGGUAGCAAUGGAUUUCCUUGAUCAGCAAGGGGCAGGUGGGGGCAGCUAGAUGACCUCUGAGAUACUUCCCAACUCUGAUUCUAUGCUUUAAUGAAGUUUUAUUUUUAUGUAAGUUAACUGAGCCUCCAUUAAGAAACAAUAAACUACACUUGUUUCUGUUCCUUUUGCCAGAGAGUAGCUCUCGUUCAGUUUAUUUGCUCGAGCCUGUUAUUCUAGGAAGAAGAGUAAGUGAAAGAGGGAAUUUAAACUCUCCCCAUUUGCUUGCUGGCCUCUCCGAGUGGUGCAUAUAUCAGAGGAAACUUCUUACUUUGCAUGCUCACAGUAUUGUGAGUGUUAAGAAUUCCAAUAUCAAUAACUCCAGUCUAUAGAUAUUGUGCAUAGGCAAGAGGUUGGGCUAGAUUACUCUGAUUCUUUAAACUCAAUAGGUGUUUUCAGACAUCAGAAGCCUGGGAUGACUAUGUGAUGUGUGAAAGCACUUUUCUGUGGAUAAAUAGAAGAUGAAACAAAUGCUGUCAGACAGAAGUUAUGAACUGAAUGCUGCAAAACUGCACCCAUAUGGUUUAUAAUGGGCCUUCUAGAAACAAUCACAAAUGUGGGGGGUUUUUUUUGUUCUUUUAAGCAUUUAAACUGUUGGGCAUUGUUGUGAUUGCAGUGGAGUGUGGCAAGUGGUUUUGUUAGCUAGGCAACAAGACUUUUCCAGAGCUCUCUCUAGCUUUGUUUUCUCUUGAAAUCAGCCUCUGAAUAGCUGUGGAAUAGUUGCUUCCUGCUUGUCAAGUGGUAUAUGACCCCACCUUCUCUCUCAACCCACUGUCCACCCAACCCUUUUGUUGUGAUGGGCAGCUCUGUGGUAAUGAGAGGAUUGGUAACUUGCAUCAUGCUUCAUUAGACAAUUCCUGAUUGUUUCAUUUUCUUGGUGUUUAAAAGGGUUUGUUCUGACUCCAUAUUUUGUUAGGUGCCUCAUGAAUUCUUGUGGUUAAAGGGCAGGGUAAUAUCUGAGACUGGAACAUAAUGACAGGAUUUGUUUAUUUUAUGCACUGGAUUUUAAUUCUGCCUUUCUGCCAAGGCACCUGAGGUGGGUUACAAUUUUAAAACACUAAAACUACUACAUUAUAUCAAAAGUACAGUGGCAGAGUCCUCUUGAGCCACCUGAGUCAGUGGUAUGUGUGCUCCGUGGCCUGGUCUCCCUCAGUUCUGCCUUCCCUCAGUGCACACAGGUCUUCAGCAGCCCCAGGGAAGGUGGGAAUCAGGUGCCCUGACACAUUGCUGGUUCUAUCAGGAGCUGAUGGUGUGUGUACCCUCUGGCCUCGUCUUCCUCACUUUUUAGUGUGGUGGCACCUACACUUUGGAACUCCCUGCCUAUUGAUAUGAAUCAGGCACCUUCACUGUAUACUUUUUGGUGCCUGUGAAAAACAUUUUUGUUUAGGCAAGCCUACCUGGAUGUUUAGAAAGUUGAUGCAAGUUUUAUUCUGUUUUUAGUCCAUUGCUGUUUUACUCUUGGAAAGUCUUAGAUUGUUACUGAUUCAUCUUAUGGAUGAGUUUAUCCUUUUUUUUUGUAAACUGCUUUGAGGGUUUUAUCCAAUCAAGUGGUGCAUAAGUGUUAUGAAAUAAGUAAAUAAAUAUAUUUAUAUAGGGGGUUGGGCAAGGGAGCUGCAGCCAUAGCACGGAUCCUAUCUGGGAUAGGGGGCGGCAAGGUAUAUUUGACUUAGCUGUGGCUUAAUCAUCUGACUGUCUUCUCUUGUGUUUUUAGCUAUGACUGCAGCAACCUGAUCUUUGGUCAGACGCUCCAUCCUCUGGAUCAUUCCAAAAGUCCAGGUGGUUCUUCAGGAGGCGAAGGUGCUCUUAUUAAAAGUGGAGGAUCCAUCUUGGGCUUUGGUACAGAUAUAGGAGGCAGCAUUCGUAUCCCGGCUGCUUUCUGUGGAAUUUGUGGAAUCAAAACCACAGGUGGCCGAAUUAGGUACAGUGCAAGUUUGCAGCCUUAAAAGACAGCAUUUAAGCUACAUAGAUAGAUAGAUAGAUAGAUAGAUAUAGAUAUAGAUAUAGAUAUAGAUAUAGAUAGAUAUAGAUAUAGACUAAAGCCUUUCUUUGGGGGCUGGUGGGGGCUGUUCUUCACAGGAUCCAAGUUCAUUGUACACAUAAAGGCAGAAGGCGCCCAAGAAUCAGGCAAGCUAUUAACCCUUGGAGCAGAAAGCUACAAAUUUAAGUUCUUGCACAGGCACUAAACUUGUUGGGGAGUUAAUUCUUUCUUUCUUUCUUCUUCUUCUUCUUCUUCUUCUUCUUCUUCUUCUUCUUCUUCUUCUUCUUUUACUGAUGUGCACUUUCAAAAUGGGCAGCAAUCCUAUGCUCUCUUAUCUGUGAGUAAGUUGCAUUGAACUUAAUGGAAUUUUCUUCCAGUCUCUCAACUUUUCCCUGCUUGGACAAAAGGCCUUUUGAGAUUUUCCUUUAAUGGGAUGUGCUAGAUUGCUGGCUAAGAUUUAUCCCUUCUUCAGUGGAGAGAACUCUCAAAGGGGUGAGAAGCAGCAUCUCUGCUGGCGUCUGGGAAUAGAUUCCCUGUUAGAACACUGUGGAAACUUAGGUGUUGGAAACCAGCAACCCUGAAAGCUGUGCUGAAACAUCUUCUCUGGUGAUCUUUUCACAGCAAAAAAGGAGUUAUACCAAGCAUUCGUGGGCAGAAAUCAGGUUGGUGAUUAUCAUUUGCUUGGAAAGAGUAAGAUGUCAAGGUGGUGAAAAUGUGGUAGCUUUGAAUUCUUACAUAGUAAUGGGUUAACCCAACUUUAUACACUUUUUUCUUAAAAAACAACAACACUCUACCUUGUCAUCCUUUUAAAAAAUGCAAAAUGAGUUCUAAAAACAUGCUGUUAGGGAUGUGUGUUGAUAUUUUGCUGUCAUGUUGAAGUAGAAAUCUUCAGUCAUGAGGACCAGAAGCUUUUUAAAAAUUGAAGAGGUUUUUGAGUGGCAGCAGAUGUGGAAAUUCUAGCAAGAAAGGUCUAUGUGUUGAGGUCUGCACGUAGCCCACACCCUUCCUGUAAUAAACAACUGACCAGCUUCUUCCAUAAGUCCCUUUACAGUAGUAUUUAAUUUGCUUUUCAGAUAUCAGGUUUUUUUUUUAAAGGCUUCAGUUUUCAUUGCUUAUUGAAUGGUGAAGAGAUUCCAAAGGGGCGUUAGACAGCAGGGCAAUUUGUUAUGAGUUAGCUUUUACUGGAUUUCUUCUUACUUGCUUUUUGUAGUGAAAAGAGCUUCAGUUAGUGCUCUGAUCCCCAUGAUGCCUUGCUCCCAGAAGUGUUUUCCCUGUUUUGAAAGAUGAUCCUAUUGUCAAGACUUGUUCUCUUUUAUUUUUUAUUCCAGCGACUGCUGGCAUAGGGCCAAUGGCGAAAGACGUUGACAGCUUAGCUCUCUGCUUAAGAGCUCUCUUGUGCAAUGAAAUGUUCCGGCUGGAUCCCACAGUGCCUCCCCUCCCCUUCAAUGAGCAGGUGAGAGGCUGAAGGAAAAGGCACCCUCCUUUUUAUGAUAAUCAGAUGCAUGGUGAAAGCAGUAACAUUGCUCUGCCCUUCCUUGUGGGCCACUUCCAAUAUGUGGGAUUAAAAAAACAACACCUUAUGUACUGAUGCUCAAGAGUUUAACAUACAGUGUUCACUGCUGACAGACAUUUAUUUAGUUGCUGAACCACUGGGGGGAGGGGUUUGUCUAAAUCCUUUACCCGUGCAAUCUGGCUAUGAUUCUAUGACUAGCCCCAAACCUGGGAUCUGUGUGUACAGCACAAACAUUUGCAGGGAGUGAUCCUUCAUGGGCGCAGCUUAUAUAUGCAUGAGGGCUGCCUCUCUGCAGAUGUCCAGGCUGGACAUGGGGAGGAGAUGAGGCUAGUUGGCAUGGACCCCCUUUGUACCUUGAAAGAACUGGGGUGACUAAGGUCCGAGAGGAAUAAGAGUGCUUUCCUUGCAGUGCAAACCUUGAGCUUCACAAAAUGGAGGUUCUGGUGCUCACUUCUAUGGGGAAUGUUAUAUCCUCUGCCCUAGAAACCUUCACCCUAAUCCCAGGUGUGUUGGAGUGUGCUGUGAUGAGAUGCAACAGGCUCUCUUCAUAUGCUCGGAGGAUGCGUUCCAUAUUAGUACCUCACACAGCACUGGCACUUUAAAGUAAGAUCUAGCAGGCAGCUCUGGCUCAUAUUUUAAGUUCUGCUGCCAUCCCAGAUUGUGCAGUUUAUUAGUCUAUUCUAGUCUGGAGGGGGUGUCUGUGAACAUUGGACCUAUAUUCCUGACUGUCUGUGCUGAGGGCAAGGGUAUUGUGGGGUGAAAGAGGUUAAGAACAACAUGUAAAUCCUUCUGGAUCAGACCGGAAGCCUCCCUAGUCCUCAUCCUAUUCCCACAAGCUUGUGAGGGAAAAUGAAGGGUCUUACUUACAUGAGAAACUGCAUAACAGUGUUCUUCAGAUACAUUCCUCCCUACAGAAACAGGUAGAAAAUGGCACAACAUCACCUAUUGGGAAAAGUAGACUUGUGCAGAUGUAGUGCAAUCAUUGCUUAAGGUACACUGGGAAUUCAGAUUUUCAAGAUGCUUUCUCUUGGCAUGGAUAUGGGAUUAUUCUGAGAAAUAUCAUUGACUAGUAGAGAAUGGGGCUGCAUUCAGACCAUAGAUUUGAAUCACAAACCCGUCCCCAAGAAUCCUGGGAACUGUAGUUUAAGGGUGCUGGGAAUUGUAGUUCAGUGGAUGGUGAACUACAGCUCCCAGGAUUCUUUGGAGGAUAAGAUGUCGACACUUAAGAGCUUGAUCUAGUGCAUCUGUCUUUAAAGACUCCAAAAUGAUUAUGUUAUGUUUUGAUUUCCAAACUGUUCUCUUAACCUUGUGAUCAUUUUAUCUAGGUGUACUCCAGUUCUCAGCCCCUCCGGAUAGGUUACUAUGUCACAGAUUCCUUCACUAUGGCAAGCCCUUCCAUGAGACGGGCUGUACUAGAAACCAAGCAACUUCUGGAAAAGGCUGGCCACACGGUAUGUAUCUGUCUCCACACCUACAAACACCCCCCUCCCCACCAACACCACCUAGAAUUCCAUUGAUGUCCUGGGCAAGAGAAGAUGGGGUGGCUAAGAAGUAGAAAGUCAGUCAUAUUUUAAUGAAGAAGGAAAAAGUCCUUAAAUGUGUUUCCUUUUUCCUUUUUUUGUGAUGCUUUACAUCUUAAAGAAUGAGAACUCAGAAUGACCAGUAUGCCAUGAUAAGGUGGGGUUGUGACUUGCUGCACUAUGCUAACUUUAAUGCCUCCCAUUUUCAUAAGCUAUCUGCUGAUCCUAGACCUGAACAUGGACAAUACAUGAUGAUUAUUUGUGUCUGGCUUUAGACUCGGUAUUCCUCACUGCUCUAACCUCAAGCAUAGCCGCAUAUAGAAACCUUUCAUUUAAGUGGGGAUGGAUAUUUUACUUCUUUUCUUUUCACCACAUGAUUUGGGGAGAAAAUUUUGAAACUUCUCCAAUUUCUCUAGAAUGCCAGAAUCUGGGCAGUAAGAAAUAGCUCCAGUUGAGGGUUGUUUGAAAGAAACAACAUCUGCCUCCUUCUCUAGAACUUGCUGUAGUUAACACUGCCAGGAAAGCUGGCUGCUGUUCUUGCAAAAUGCUUUCCAUGAAGAAUGAAUGAGUGAUUUAUUUAUUUUUUGCAAGUCAGAAGUUUACCUUUGUAUGGCAUUACAGAGAGAAAGAUUCUCAUCCUGCACUCUCGCUUUCCUUUUCUAGCUGGUCCCCUUUAAGCCCUGCCGCACAGAUGAUUUCAUGUGUAGCAUUUCUGCCAAGGGCUUGUUUGCUGAUGGCUGUGCCACUUUUUUAGAAGGCUUGUAAGUAUUCCUGUAUGUAUAAAUGCUGGCAUGUGUAUAUGCACCCACACCAUUAAACCCCAAGAAGAAGAAGAAGAAGAAGAUUGGUUACUUACCUUACUUUGGGUGCAAAGGCUUUCACCAUCAUGUACUCAUCAGCAAGAUCCUGCUUCCAUUUUUCACAUUGGCUACUUAGCUAAGCAUCUCGCUCAUACCUUUCUUGGUGAGGUCACUGCUUCUUCUUUCCUUUCUGUUCUCUUUAUCCUGCUGUGUUUCAGAGUUCUUUCUGCUGCAUGGUGGACAAGGGGAAUAAUAAUAAUAAUAAUAAUAAUAAUAAUAAUAAUAAUAAUAAAUAAAUAAAAUAUAUAUUUAUACCCAGCCCAUCUGGCUAUGUUUUCCCAGCCACUCUGGUCAGCUUACAGUAUAUAUAAAACAUAGCAAACAUAGUAAAAAAAGAAAAAAAGAAAAAGCAAACCAUCAGGAUUUUUACCUGAUGCAAAUAAAAGUAUUUUUUUUUUAAUGUUAUUGUGCAGCAUUAUAAUUUCCAUUCUGUCCUUUCUCUCCCAAGAGUCAGGAUGGCAAACAGCAGGGCAGCAGAACAGUGUGAUCAGAAAUACAGUGGUACCUCAGUUUUCAAGCGUCUCGGAAGCCAAACAUUUCGGUUUUCGAAUGCCGGAAGCCCAGAAGUAAUGGCUUCCGUUUUCAAAUGCACCUUGGAAGUCAAACAGCUUCUGCUACGUGUUUUUCAAUUUUCUCAAUGGAAAUUGCAGACGGCCCUUUGUGCCUCGGUUUUUGAACGUUUCAGAAGCCGGACGAUCUUCUGGAACAGAUUACAUUCAAAAACCGAGGUACCACCGUAAAACAAAAACAUUAAGGACCACUGAAAACAUUUUUGAAUGGUCACAUACUCUAUAUGCAACAUAUAACCCACAGUGAAUGCCUCUGCGUGUCAGACAAGAAGGGAUCAGUGUUCCAUUCUGAACAUCAGUAGCCAUGGCUGAUGGUUCUGUGGAGCUGAAAUGGCUGAAGGUUUGGAUAACAUAAAAUUCACUCAGGGUUGUGUAACCUAAUUGUUUUGGUUGCCUUUCAGCAAAGGGGAGUCUGUGGAUCCCAAAGCAAAGGAAUUGGUGCUUCUAGCAAAGUUGCCAAAUUGGUUUCGAAGCCUCCUAUCCUGCAUUGUCAAGCCAAUAGUAAGUUCCCCUUCUCUAGCUGCUGUCUUGAUUUGCUGAAGAAGGCAGCCUAUGGCUGUUGGCACUUUUUGAGAAGGGAUUUUUUAGUCCUGGUGAAUGGGCAACUGUCAGGAAACUGCAAGCAGCGAGGGAGGAAAGAAUUAGAGGAUACAGGGAACGAUCUCCACUGCUCAGUACUGAGUCCUCCUCAGAAGACAGAGAAGAGGAUAGUGAGUCUGGGGAGGAAGGGGUGCUUCAGAGAGAGGGGGAUCCACGUCACAGGGGAAAACGGAAUGGGUUGAGCCGUUGGCUCUGUUGGUCUCGAGGGAGAGGGAAAAGAGAAAGUAGUUAGAGCAACGUGUCAUGAGAAACGGGUCGCUUUGUUUAUUCUGCAUGUAAUCUUGUCAGAAGAAAAUAAAGAAAGGAAUUUAUGGCUGGCUGCCGGGAGUGUUUUUCUGCUAAGUGCAGCAACGCAUGCAGCUGGCUAGCUGACAGUUUGCUCUAACUCAUCAAAACACCCAGCUAACGAGCGCUCGAGAUGAGAGUGUCGGCAAGGAGAAAGCAGGAUGGAAGCUCGCCUUGCACAGCUGGAAAAAGAGAGGAAUGAUUUAUUGGCUACAUCAAAGGAAUUAAGGAUUCGUUUGGAAGAAGCCAGGGCCAGAUCUGAAGGAGCUUCUGGAGGGGGCUUACUGAACCGGUCUUUGAUGCUGGUAAGCAAAUUCAAUGGGGACCCCAGAUUAUACACGGGCUUCAAACUUGACAUGCAGUAUGCCCUGGAACUACAAGGAGCUGCUUUUGCUGGGGAUGCUGACAAGGUGGGGUACCUUAUAGGCCAUUUGACGGGGGCAGCGCGAGAUUGGGUACGCCCACUGCUUGCUAGCCACAAUGCUGCGCUCAGCGAUCUCAAACAAUUCUGGGAAGCCAUGGACAUUAUGUUUUCAUUUGGAUCUGAGGAGGAUGUGACUCAGCAGCAGCUAUUGGAUCUCCGGCAGGGGAACUCAACUGUGAGGGAGUACUGGUCCCAAUUUGCGAUGCUGGUCCACAAGCUUGAUUGGAGCUUAGACUCUCAACCUGUGCAAGCUCUGUUUAAGGCCGGACUGAAUUCUCAGGUGAAAGAUGAGCUUGCCAGGGGCCCCCGACACCAGGACUUGAAUUCCCUCGUUAAGGCUGCUUUGGUGGUGGGCAGCAGGCAGGAACUGAGGCAGCUAGAGAAGGCUGAGAGCAAAGGCCGGCGUUCCCAUGGUGAUCGCAUUCCUGGCAUACCAAGUGAGGGAGAGCAAGGUCACUCUUGCUCAGAGCCGGCCAUUGGAAAUUGACUCUGCCCGCGCGCGGGAAGAUUCAAAGGCUCAACGGCCAACUCACAAGGCGGCAGAAAACGGGCAGGCUGCCAAGAAAUGCUUUAUCUGCCAGAAACCAGGGCACUUUGCCAGAGUGUGUCCUGAACGUCGCAACUGGCAGGGAAUGGUGGGGGCUUCCUCCCAGAUGGGAGAGGGGGGAGUCCAAAAGCAGGGAAACGCCAGUGCCUGGCUGGGAAUGGGGCGGGGCAGCAGCCAGGCCGGAAGGAAACUGAACCAGAGCCCCGACCAGGACGUCCCCAACAAGGCAUAAUUGUGAGGGUGGUGCUGGAUCUCCCCAAUGGACAGGCUAUGGAGGUCCAUGCCCUGUUGGACUCAGGAGCGAGUGCCACUUUCUUCAGCAGGGACUUCGCUGCGCAGCACCAAUUGCAUUUAUUACCUUUGGACUUUCCGUUACAAGUGACCACCAUUGAUGGGAGGGAACUUUUGGGAGGGGAAGUGACCCAUCAGACCCCCCCCCCAUGAGAAUGAGGAUUUCAACGCAUUCCGAAACAAUUGCUUUCCAUGUGGCCACGCUGGCGGGCCCACCCAUCAUUUUGGGCAUGAGUUGGUUGGCCAUGCACGAUCCGGUGGUCUCCUGGCAUCAGCAUAACCUGACGUUUGGAUCGGCGCAUUGCUUGGAGAACUGUUUGGGAGUAAAGGAGCCGCGAGUUGGUAGUGCCAGAGUGGCAGCUACGUGUGCAGGAGAGAAGGGCGGCAUUCCUCCAGGAUAUAUGGACUUGGCAGAGGUUUUCAGCGAAAGAGAGGCAGACACGCUGCCGCCGCACAGGCCUUACGAUUGUCAGAUCAACUUGAUCCCGGGGGCCAAGUUACCGGCAGGAAAACUGUACUCUAUGUCCGAUCAGGAGAUGGAGGACUUAAGAGCAUUUAUAGACAAGAACUUAAGGAGAGGUUUCAUUAGGGAGUCUAGGGCAGUAGGCGGAAGCCCCGGGUUCUUUGUGGACAAAAAGGCAACGCGAGAGAAACGUCUCGUCGUAGACUUUAGGCGAAUCAACGCCCAGACCCUCCCCAUGGCCUUCCCAAUGCCAAGAAUUGAUGACGUAUUGGCGAGGGUGCGAAAGGGGAAAAUUUUCACCAAACUGGAUUUGAGAGGAGCCUACAAUCUCAUCAGAGUGCGAGAGGGGGACGAGUGGAAGACAACCAUGUUCACACCACUAGGGGCAUUUGAAUAUCUUGUUAUGCCCUUCGGUUUACAGUGUGGUAGUCCAUGCUUCCAAGCCUUCAUGCACCACGUGUUGGGACCUUUGCUCUACAAAAACUGCGCUGCAUUUUUGGAUGACAUACUUAUUUAUUCUCCAGACGAAGAACAGCACGUGAAGGACGUGCGGGAAGUUCUAGCUCGGCUCAAGGAGCAUCGCCUAUGGGUGAAACUGGAGAAGUGUCAGUUUCACACGAGAGAGGUCGAGUUCCUGGGCUAUAGGGUGUCGCACGGCUGGCGACCCCCAUAAUGGAUUGCCUCAGUGGCAAGAAGAAGUUUGAGUGGACGGAUGAGGUGCAGAGGGCCUUUGAGAGUCUAAAGAGAGUCUUCGCCUCCGAGGAACAACUGCUGCAUGUCAACCCUGAAUUACCACUACGGGUGGAGACAGAUGCGUCUGAUCAAGCGAUUGGAGCGGUUCUCAUGCAACAAGAUGGGGAGGGGGAAUGGCGUCCAUGUGCCUUUUCCCCCCGGAAGUUCAAUAAAUCGGAAGUGAACUAUAGUAUCUAUGAAAAGGAAUUGCUUGCUAUUGUGUCUGCAUUCAAGCAAUGGCGACAUUUUUUGAUUGGAGCGAAGCAUCAGAUACAGGUGUGCACGGAUCACAAGAAUUUGGAGUACUGGCGGACGGCAAGAGUGAUGUGCCAGAGGCAAAUACGCUGGGCACAGUUCUUUGCCAAUUUCAACUUCAGGAUUCAGUACGUACCGGGUGAGCAGAACGUGAGGGCGGACGCUUUAUCCUGUAAACCUGAGUAUUUGGCAGAGGAAGGACCGCCGACAGCCCGGUUCAUGUUCCCCGAGCAGAGGUGGGCUUGCGGGGCAACAUUGGUGAAGGACGACGAACUGCUACGCUUGAUGCGGGACGAUGCUUUUGCCAGAGGAAAGUUGGAUGAACUUGGGCAAGGGAGAGGGGCUGAGGGAGGUUUCGAGGAAAAAGGGGGGCUACUGUUUUAUCGAGGGGCUUUGUAUGUACCAGGGGAAGCUCUCCGGGCCCGAAUCCUCCGACAACUGCAUGACAGCUCGACGGCAGGACACUUUGGGCAACAUAAGACCAUGUUGUUGGUCACCAGGGAAUUUGGGUGGCCUAAGGUGCAGGAAGAUGUGAAGGAAUAUGUGCGAGGGUGUGAGACCUGUCAGAGAGCCAAAGGGGAGAGGGCAGCUCCGACAGGGUUAUUAGAGCCUCUGCCAACACCAGGGAGGCCAUGGGAGGUGGUAUCAGUAGACUUCAUCACUGACCUGCCCCGGUCCAGGGGGGAAACGGCGGUGUUGGUGGUGGUGGAUCUACUCACCAAAAUGUGCCAUUUUGUGGCGUGUUCUCAUGCGGUAACUGCGGAGGAGACAGCCAAAUUGUUUGUGGAGCACGUGUUUAAGUUGCAUGGGAUCCCUUCGAGGGUCAUUUCGGAUAGGGGGACACAAUUUACCUCAAGGUUCUGGUGCAAACUCAUGAGUUUGUUGCAAGUUGAGGUAAGUUUCACCACCGCCAGACAUCCUGAAAGCAAUGGGCAGGCGGAAAGGGUCAAUGCAGUAUUACAGCAGUACCUGCGUUGUUAUGUGGGGGAGAGGCAGAACGAUUGGGUGGACAAAUUAGCGCUGGCGGAGUUUGCAUACAACAACUCCGAGAAUGUGUCCACAGGGAUGACUCCGUUUUUUGCAAAUCACGGGUGCUAUCCUAGGGCUUUCCCGGGGAGGGGGGAGGAAUCGUGGAGUGUGCCAGCCGCUGAACAGUUCGCGGAGGAAAUGGAAGCAAUUCAACAACAACUCAAGUUGAACUUGGAAAGGGCCAAGGAGGUAUACAAGAGGCAAGCAGACAAGCAUCGGAGGGAAGGGGAAACCCUCUGGGUGGGGGAUAAGGUGUGGUUAUCAACGCAAGGCUUGCCUUGGAAAGGGGGUUGUAAGAAACUCAAACAAAGGAGGGUGGGUCCCUUUGAAAUCAUACAGCAAAUCAACCCGGUGGCCUUUAGGUUGAGGCUGCCAGAGAGCAUGAAAAUUCAUCCAGUGUUCCACCGGUCGCUAUUGUCGGCUUACCGGCUGGGCAUAAGGGAAGGGGAGGUGCCACCGCCAGAAGUCGAGGAAAGGGAGCGGGGACAUCAGAUAGAGGAAAUAUUGGACUCGCGUUGGAAGGGUAAUCAGCUGGAGUAUCUUGUAGCUUGGGAGGGGGCUCCCAGCUCGGAUAGCACAUGGGUGCCGUCAGAUUGGGUCACGGAGGAGGGUUUAGUGGAGGACUCCCACGAGCUAUUUCCACAUAAGCCACAACCAGCAGGGAGGUUCGCUGAGAGGGCGUUUGGGCCGACGGACGAUGAAGAGGAUUUUGAAGGGUUCUCCGCCUCGGACCAAGAGGAAACACAGGGGGGGGGGGGAGGAGUGAGUGAAGAGCGUCCGGGUCCAUCAGAUGUUAGAGUUGGGGUAACGUUUUUGAUGAUACCGAAGAGGAGGAGGAGGAGGAAAUUUUCCUAGGAUUUACCCCCGCGAAGCAUGAGGAGAAUGCAUCGGGGGAGGCUUCUCCUCAGGAAAGGGAGGUGAGGGGGGCCCUUGAGGAGGGGGUGGAUGUCAGGGAACUGCAAGCAGCGAGGGAGGAAAGAAUUAGAGGAUACAGGGAACGAUCUCCACUGCUCAGUACUGAGUCCUCCUCAGAAGACAGAGAAGAGGAUAGUGAGUCUGGGGAGGAAGGGGUGCUUCAGAGAGAGGGGGAUCCAUGUCACAGGGGAAAACGGAAGGGGUUGAGCCGUUGGCUCUGUUGGUCUCGAGGGAGAGGGAAAAGAGAAAGUAGUUAGAGCAACGCGUCAUGAGAGAUGGGUCGCUUUGUUUAUUCUGCAUGUAAUCUUGUCAGAAGAAAAUAAAGAAAGGAAUUUAUGGCUGGCUGCCGGGAGUGUUUUUCUGCUAAGUGCAGCAACGCAUGCAGCUGGCUAGCUGACAGCAACAGUUCUGAUUAGCACUGCAUUUCAGUGCAAUGGAAUGCUGAAGACACACUUCUUUACCUUUGACUUUGUGUGCUUUCAGGAUCCACUCUAUUCCUGUGACUGCGGUUUUUUUUUAUAAAAAAAAACAGUUUUAAACAUUUUUUAAUUCAUGUAACCCACCCUGGGACCCACUAGUGAAGGAUGAUUUAUUUACUUAAUAAUAAUAAAAAAAAUGCUAUACCUCCUAGAUGGAAGGUACACUUCUGUUUGACCAUAAUGUGUUUAUGUAAUGGGCAUUUUCAGCUCAAAGCCUAUCAGUCCUUUCUUUGUUUCCUUAGAGUCUUCGUAUUUCCAAAAUCCUGACAAGCAUGAAUGAGAGGUAAGGCUUCAGGAUGGGGGUGCGGUGGGCUUACAGCUUUCAUAUGCUAGCAUUGCAGCAGCUAUGUUGUUCAUGUCCCAUUUGAACCCCCAACUACAGUGGAAAGACGAGAACGGCAACAAUUCCCACUUGUUUCCUCCUUGAACUUGGUUCUCCACUUUCCCUGCCUGCUGAUUUCUCCCCCCUCCCCACACGCUACCUGAUCUAAGUAACUUCUGUGAAGGUCCAGGUGAUGGCAAGUUUCCAGUGCUUGCAAAUUUCAGCAGAGAUCAAAGCAGAUUGGGGUUGGCUUUUCAUAUGGCCUCACUGAGUUCUGGUGCAGGAGUCUUAGCAGUGCAUUUCUAUGCAUGCCUACUGAAAAGUAGUUCCUUUAGCUUUUCUGGAAAAAUGCAGUCUAAAUUUUAAAUGUACAAUAGCUGCCUUUUUAAAAAAAGCAUAAUAAAUUUAAUUUUUAAAAUUUAAAAAUGCACAGUAGUAUAUUAAGGGGGUGAAAUGCAGUUUCUAAUCACUGCUCCCUGCUGCCCUUGUGGUGCAAAUAUAGGUUGGUGCAUUUAGGGGGGAACUGAGGCGGGACCUAGGAAGGUGCUCAACCCUCCCUGGUUACUUUUUAAUUCCUCCUCAGCAAAUCUUUAAAAUGGGAAUCAACCCUGGUCACUGGAGUGUGGAUGUGUGACCUAGUUUGAUGGAGGCACAGGUGGAUUCAUGAGCAUGGAUGGGGUUUUGUACCAUUCAUCCCUGCUUCCUUACAAAUGCCCCCUCAGUCCCAUAUAUGCUACCUUAGCAAACCAAAUAUUGUUUGGGUAUUGUGUAGUUUUGCCUGUAGCAUAGGCUGUGACUAGCUCCUGUGGUGGAUUACAACCCCAUCCUCACCUUUGGCCAUGCUGAUGGGAGUUGUAGUCUGCCACACCUGGAAGGCACCAUCUUGGUACAAACGAUGAGCAUAAAGGCUGAAUUCACCAAUUUCUCAUUCACCUGCAGCUUCUUUUUGAAUUUUCAGGUCUGUGAAAGAGCUUUGGGAACUUCACACGGAAAUUGAGGUAAUUUCCUUUUAGGGUUUUUGUUGUUGUUGUUAAGAGUAUUUCAAGCUCCAUAAAUGUCCCAAGAAGUUUAUGGGAAAGGCGAUUAUAACCUUUGUCAGCCUUGGACCAAAAUCUUCCUACCUCUGAGAAAUAUUACAAUAUCUGUUUUAUUUCAGAUUGUAAUAUGAAAAUCCAGCCAAGUUUCUAGGCUUACUCACAUAGCCUUCUGCAGCUGUUUCCCCCAGUAAUGUACCCAAGUGAGGUCUAGUUCUGACAUAGCUUUAUACAAAAUCUUCCUUCCGUUUCAAAUAAUGCUGUACAUUGAAAUCAGUGUUAAAAGACAAUACUGGAGUGUCUGUCAUGCAAAGAACAUCCUUGGAGCUAACAGAGUUACAACUGCAGUGUAUUAUUAGUCAUGAACUUCAUUUUGUCACUUUGGCAUCUUAAUUGCUCUAUAUCAUCUUGGUCCACCCCAGAGCUUUAAAAGUUCUAAAGCUCUAACAGAAUACACACUCAAUCCCUGACUUCUGCAGGUAGGGCUAAGAGAAAACAACCAUCUGACGCCCCAGGGAGUCACUGCUGGGUGAGACCAGAUGCUUGACUUAAUCUAAGGCACCGUCCUAUGUUCUUACAUCCAAAUGUGAACAUGUGCAGAGAAGAGGGACUGCAUAUUUUGCUCCUGUGGCCACAUCUGGUAGAGAAGAAAUUGGGUGGAGAGGACCUAUGGAGGCUGACCCCAAUAUGGCAGGUCUUGGCUGCUCUCCAGAGUUCUGAACUGUGUCCUUGAAGAGGACUCAAGCUGCAAGGGCACUAACAAAAUGGCUUGCUGGUGAUUCCUUAUCAGAAAUUGCUGCUGCUUUCCAAGCCCCCCUUAAAAUGUCAUCUCUCCAUGUGGCUGCAGCAGAAGUGACAGUUGCAGAGGAUUUUAGAAACAUGCAACUUUAAAGGGGCUUUAUUUAAGUAAGGCUUUUGAUUGCUGCUUUUUAUCACAAGCGAGCCCAAAGCAGUUGAUUCCUGCUUCAAACUCUGUGCGACUCCAGGGUACUCUCCUCUCCCCAACAUCCCCAUUUCUGCUGCCUUGGAGAGAAUGUCACUAUGUUCAUGCUUGAUUUGAUGUUUGGAUCCUGCCAUUCACUUAACAGGAAUUUUGGAGGUCAGGCCAUGCUUUUUUUAAAAAUAAUUUUUAUUAAAUUUCCAGUUGACAAACCAAUCAUAUCACAUUAGUUCCAAAUUAUACCAAUAUAUAAUAAACUCCAAAUAUUUCCAAAUAUUUAGCUGAAUUUUAAAUUUUUGUUGGGGGUACCCAUGCUUCGAGUUCAGAAAGGGUCCAAUCCUCUCAUAUUUCUGCUGCUUUGAUGUUCACAAGUCCCAUCUCUCCAUCUCUUUGUUGUUAUCCUUUACAAAUCCCAUCUUCCAAUCUUCGUGUUGUUAUCAUUUUCUUUCUUUCUUUAUAACCUCUGAGAUGAUCUCCACAAGCGAGUUGAAGCAAACUUCUUUCUUUAUAACCUCUGAGAUUAUCUCCACAAGCGAGUUGAAGCAAACAUUAUUAUAGUCUUGUGUGGAUUUUCCCGCUGAUCCAAAAGUCCUGUUCAAAUGGCAGAUGCCAUUUCAGCAGUUCCCAUAAGAUACAGUCUAGGCGUCUGCUCGUUAACUUUCCCAGAUCAGUUUCUCCAUACAUCAGUCUUUUCAGGGGAGUUCUUGCCAGAUCAAACGUAGAAUUCAGAUAUGAUAACAAAAGCGUGGCUUCCUCCCCCCUUGACCGUAAAUCCUGCAACAAAGUCUGUCUCAUAAUGGUGGUUCCCAAUUAGAACUGCGUCAUCCAAAAGCUUUUCGUUUCCUUUCCAGAUCUUCUGCAAAACAAAGCCUUUAGUUAAUAAUUUUAUUUCCACACCGUUUAUUUUCCCAUCUCACUUGCUAUCAGUCGUGUGAUGGUUCUUCUUAGGGAGGGGUUGUUAAGUAAAUCAUAUAAAAAAAGGGAAAGUUCCCCCCCUUUCCGCUCCAUUUCAACAUACUGACAUAGCUGUGAUUCUUUGAUGUAAUCUUCUGUUCAAUCCAACCCGUCACUCAGCUUCUCAGAGGUCAAUUUAAUUAGCAAUCAAUACUCCCUUUCCUUCGCUCGAAACAUGUGCAUUUACUCUUCUCCAAUUGUUUAUCUUGAGCAAUGCAACUAGGAUCGCGAUCAGAAGCGGCGUCAGGGAGAGCCAAAAACUCACUCGAGGGCUUUCUGUCCAGUGCCCCUACCCCAUCCUUCUUUUGAAUUCAGGGGUGAUUUAUAGGCAUCCGCGGACAAGGCAGCAUUUUCCCAUCCCCUGGGAAAACCCGGGAGGCUAAUUACUCCCAUCAUUAGCCUCUUAAUUACCUCGUGUGAGCCGGAGAGAUGGUAUUGUCGGCCAUCUUCCAAUGCGCCCCUAGCGGCCCCCUGGAGGUCGGGCCAUGCUUAGUUCUUCCGGUUAGAUUCUUGUUUGCUGCCAGUCAUGUGCAGCCACUCAUGCUGAAGUAUGCCUGUUGCUGCUGCUGCUGAUUUUUUGUUUUUGUUUUUAACUAUUCUCCCCUCUUAGGAAUACUGCCAGGAAUUCAUUGGUGAAUGGAGGAGGCUAGAUCUAGAUGUGGUGCUUUGUCCUGUCCUGGGUCCUGCUUUUAAGAUUGGGUUACCUGGGAGACUGUCAGGUAAUUCCACAUUGCAUGGGAAAUGAAGUCUCCAGAGGGCACUGGUAUAUGUUGGAGUACUUUCAUGUAUACUGCAACUUGCACUGGAUUCUGAUGCUGUAAGCCAAGAAUGGUCAACCUUUGUGUUCACAGAAGCCUCUUUAUUGUCCAGACAAUACUCUGGGGACUGGAUGUACAGUAUAUCUUGUUGCACAACCUGACCCCCUUUUAUGAGUCAGUGUGGCUUAGCAGCAAUAGAUUCCUACUUAAAAGGCACAUAUGCUUGGGUGAUGUGUAGUGGCUUUCAUGUUCUUGGCAGAAGAUCUUCUCAGCCUGAAGAGGAGGUUGAUGGUACUUCUGUACUUCUAACUGAAUGUACAAGAGAGCAAUGCAAUAAUAAAAAAACCCCUGAUAGGAAAUACAUUCAGUGUAUUAGUACUUCUUCUCUAAGUCACUGUUGAGUAGGGAAUUGCAAACAAAACAUAAUGGAGAGCAAAUAUCUCUCUGGUUGUCACCAAGCAUUCUACAUUAGUGGUUAAGCAAACACUCAAGGGAGGCCAUUGGCUCUGCCCCCCUCCACAAGCUUGGAGAGUGAUCUUCCAAAGUGGAGAGCCUCCUUGUCAAAGCUUCUAAAAAACCGCAGAGAGCCUAUCUGAGUACAGGAGGCUCACUGCUUCUGAAGUUUGGCUUCCAAUGCAUGGCAGGUGACUGGAACAGCAACCAGGCAGAAGUGAGCAUAGCUAACCUGGUCAUCGCUGCUGUCCUCCCUCACCUGCUGACUGAACCCUAAUGUAGGAUGCCUGAAGAGGGGCUUUUGUCAUGCAGCCUUGGGAAAUGGUUUCUUUGCUCCAGUUUUGCUUGUAAGCAGUUUUCUUUAACCACUCCUUGAUUGAAACUUGAUAGUCAUCAGACUCAAGAACAGUUGUCCUUUGCCUUUCUUUUAAAGUAGCCCAAGUCUCAGCUGGGACUUACAUCAGUGACUGAGGAGCAGUCAAAACAAUUGGAUAGUUGCCAGGAUGCAGCACUGGAAGCCAAAAGAGAGAGAUCUCCCGGCUGCGCCCUGCCUUUAAUGGGCAGGCCACACCCCCUGACCGACUGGAUUGGCUGGCCCGGCCAUUGACGCAGCCGGGAAACCCCAACUGCGCAGGGCUGGCCACCUACCCUUUGCGCAUGGGGAGGGAUGUGAGAACCCGCAACACCACCUCCUCUUAUGGCGGAAGUGGCCUUACCAAGCCCUUUGCUAUGAGUGCAUCUGAUGUUGCUCCAUCUCCAAAUAUAAAUGUAAAAAUGCAGUAAGAUGAUUCAGGCCAAGUCAGAAAUUGUGUAGCAGCAUGCUUUAAGACAGGGUGGGGUAGCUGUGCCCCUCCAGAUGUAGGACUACAACUCCCAUUAUCCCUGACCAUGCUGACUGGGGCUGAUGGGAGCUGGAAUCCAGCAGCAUCUGAAAGCCCAUGGGUUCACAGCAACUUGUCACAAGGGCUGCAGCUGGGCUUGGAUGGGUGGGAGGGUUUUUCCCAUGCUAGCUCUAGCUUUAGAAUAAUUGAGAAUCUAUACCCCUUUUGUGAGAGCAAGUGUACUUGUGUGCUGGAGGAAUUGUGUAGAUGAGAGCUUGCAGUAGUGGCCCAUGUUCUUGUCAAACACCUGUCUCAGUUGCAUGGUGGCAGUGCUAGUGUAAUUCAGCUUUGGUGGUGUUCAACAAACUUGUUGAAUUAGCACGAGGAUGACCACUGGUGCAAUGGGACUUCUCACCGUUCUUGCCCCAUGCACCUUCCUGAAAUAUGCUCCAGAGGGUUGGGGAAUCACGUAGGACAGAUUUGGGGGAAGGAGGAAGAGAAAGAAUGAGAAUAUUAUGCUGCACAAGGAGGAACCCUUGUGCUGAUGGAACGAUUGCAUAACGCUGCAUUGAUUACAUCCCCUCAUGUGUUCAGUGGGUGCUUCCCCUGUAACAUUUGUCAGGGCCUUACUAUGUAUGGGCCAAUCUGAUCCCAUGGGAAGUCUCCAGAAAGAUGUUGCAGUCUCUUAUUGAGGGCCACUGGCAUGGAGAAGUCCCUGUAUGAAGUGGCCCAUGUUUCAUUGCUUGAGAGAAGUCUUGAUUUCUCCAGUCGGUCUUCUCACCAGUAAAAGGAGGAGGAGGAGAAUCUAUCACGUAGGACUCGUAGUGGUGAAUCGUAUAGCACUUUCUGCUGUAGAGGGAUUAGAUAAAGUGCCAAAGAGAUUUGACCAGGUGCCCUUAUCUAUAGUUAAAAGUUUUAACCUGUCCUUUUGACUCUGCAGUGGGAGCCAGUUACACCAUCUUGUAUAACUACUUGGACUUCCCCGCCGGGGUGGUGCCUGUCACGUCGGUGACAGAGGAGGAUGAGGAGGAGCUGAAGAGUUUCAGAGGGCACUUUAAUGAUAUGUGGGACAAGGUCUUUGCGAAGGUUUGUCACCAUGUUGGUUUUGGAAGCAACUGCUUUGUAGUGGGCAUCAGAAGCCAUUAUUUGGUAGGAAAAAAACCUUAUUCCCUUGUUCUGUCCCUGCAGGCAGUGCAAGGGGCUGUGGGACUCCCUGUGGCCGUCCAGUGUGUAGCUUUACCAUGGCAAGAUGAGCUGUGCCUCCGGUUCAUGAAGGAAGUGGAGAAACUGACCCGAGAGAAAUCAAACAAGAAUUGA
This is a messenger RNA of Podarcis lilfordi (Lilford's wall lizard), 24876 nucleotides long. The record is from the annotation of a GenBank genome assembly. NCBI's taxonomy places the organism in Eukaryota, Metazoa, Chordata, Lepidosauria, Squamata, Lacertidae.